Messenger RNA from Clupea harengus (Atlantic herring), 3361 nucleotides. It is a transcript of the gene tmem65, whose product is annotated as transmembrane protein 65. Gene Ontology annotation, biological process: cardiac ventricle development; regulation of cardiac conduction. Lineage: Eukaryota; Metazoa; Chordata; Actinopteri; Clupeiformes; Clupeidae. Gene Ontology annotation, cellular component: mitochondrion. The record is from RefSeq and is a predicted model, not a curated record.
CGUUGUCACUGCUUCAUUGUUUGUUAUCCACGCAUAAUUCCAAUGUUAGAUUUAGGGAAGUGUUGUCAAAAUAGCUGUUCGUCAUGCUCUAAAAGAAGCUUUAAGGAAUACAUCUCCUAUGAUGCAUUUCUAGGCAUAGGUUAACGUUAACCAGAGUCAACGAUCAAACAACCAUGCCCUUAAAGUAAUCAAUCAUAAUUAAAACCGUCGAUUUAAAAAACAGUUAUGUUACUUUUUUCGUGCAAUCUGAUCAUUACUGUGAUAUAGGAAAAGUGCUGAACGUGUCCAACAAAAGCCAAGAAUGCGGGUGGAACUACAGGGAGUGUAUGAGGGGAUGUUUCCACUUGACUCAUCACAUGUGGUUGCUUGUAACGUUACUCCACGAAAGACGGAGUCCACUUGAGCACCAGCUAGCUAGCUUAAGGAGAUUCCUGCACUUCCUGGCUUUUAUGGAAACAUGCUAUGGAUUGCUCAACCUAACAUCAACUAUUUGGUUGGAUGGUCUCAAAACCAGACUUGUGAAACUGCCAGGUGCUUCAUUUCCCAGACCCUCGUACCAAAAUGAUGAAGUUGUGUCUUCAAAGGGCUCUUCCGAGCUCUGUCUUACUAAGAGCUAAAGUUGCAUCUGAAUUCGGCAAGCCACCGUUUUUGGCAUCGCACUCUCAAAGGUGUUUUCUUGGAACUCACAAACGUAAAGACAAGCUCGAGCCCUUCAACUCCCCUGAAGGAGCUAGAGACUUCAUCUACAGCCUUCAACCACAGGAACGAACGUGUUUACUGAAGGAACUACAGAGCUUUGAAUCCAUAGCUAUCGCCCAAGAGAAACUGGAACCAUCGCCACCCAGCCCCGCUGCUUUGAAAUAUUUGCUCCUUCACAGUGCGAUUCCCUUCAUUGGGUUUGGUUUCCUGGACAACGCCAUCAUGAUUGCAGCAGGAACUCAAAUUGAAUUGUCCCUUGGAGUGAUGUUCGGAAUAUCCACCAUGGCAGCUGCUGCUAUGGGAAACCUGGUGUCAGACCUGGCAGGGCUUGGUCUCGCAGGCUACGUAGAGGCCCUGGCUGUCAGGCUGGGUAUGAAGGUCCCUGAGCUGACCCCCAAACAGGCAGACAUGUGGCAGACCAGAGUCAGUUCACACCUGGGGAAGGCCAUUGGUGUGACUAUCGGUUGCAUCCUGGGGAUGUUCCCACUCCUUUUCCUGGAGGAUGAGAAGGAGACCAAGGAGAUCAAGGAGAUCCAGGCCCCAUCUAGUGCAGAAUAGCCUCGCAGCUCAGACGCACAGUCCUGGGCAAACCUCCAACAAGUCUCCUCUGGAAAAACUCCAGAGCAGAUCGGUGCAGUCCGCUACCUUCCCUCUCCUACCGCAUGCAACCAAAAGGGCACUAACCCCGUUGUGCAUGAUAGUGCUGUACAUUGUUGGCCUUGUUUACCCACACCAGUGCAUCUACAAGCCCCUCUGUGUGUGCUGGUUUGCGAACAGUACGCCAGACGGAACAAUACAUCUGAGUACAGAUUCAUGCUAAUUUAUGAAGGCUGUGAAGAUUGUAGAAGUUUUGGGAAGAAUCUUAGGCCUUCCGUCAGUCAUCAUUUGGCGUGCAUAUUUGUAUUGUUUGAGAGCAUUAUCAGUAACUCUAGCCUUAUUCUCAUUUUUACAAUGUAAUGGUUUGUGUGCAAUGUGUGUGUGCAAUGUGUGUGUGCGUGUGUGUGUAGUCCUAUAGUUGCACUUGAGGUGACAACAUUUCCCAGGUUUUCCUUUUAUAUAUAUAUUUAGUGUACAUUAAAAGAAGGCUAUAGCAGCCUGUAAUAGGCUGUGCUAUGCAUUACAUUAGGGCCUAGAGUUUGUUCUAGGGAGCCCAAAAGUCAAUUGCUCAAGCCAAUGAGCCAUACAGAAUAAAGUCCAUAUACCUAAAGGACAAACAAUAAGAAAACAAUAACCUCAUACUAAAUGCUAAUUAAAAGGCUAACAUUUGUUAAGGGGAGAACUGAUAAAUAGUCGUCAUACCAUUCAGUUUACAAAAGUUUUAAGUUUCGGAGCAAGUACUAUACAGAUAUGUGCAUCAGCAUGCAGCUAUUGAUGGCACCAGUCAGUGGUAUGUAUGUAAGGAAAUAAUUAUUUUUACAGAUGAAGUUUGGUGCUCCUGGAUGUUGAAAUGAACUAUUAGGCCGUUACCUCAUUGUGUACAUUUUUCAUCAUUCGUGUUUGAAAGCAGUACUGCUGGCACUGAAAUUACUUUUCUGUUUUAAAAAAGCAUUUUCUUUACGUGGAUUUAUCGCAGAAUAUCACAAUAGAAUAAGCAUUCUUUAACGUUAACUAUACUGCCCUUGAACAAGCUCAUUAGCAGAGUUUCGUACCUUAUUUUAUGGAAUGAUAAUUUAUACUAAUGUUCACUUUAAUGACUAGAUCAGUACUACUACCUUUUCCCCCGCAAUAUGUUGUCCUUACAUCUCUGAUCAGUUGUAACACAAUACAUAAUGCCUUGAAGAGGGGGAUCUCACCUUCUUAAGAAUAGCUACCUAAUUAUUAUUAUUUGUAUUAAAUUAUUAAUAAUAUAAAUACAAAUAUAAUAACCUAAUCACAUGAUGGGUGCUGGAAUGAAAUAUGGCUAUCUUUGUGUUCUCCCAAUGUUAGUGCUGUGUUCUCUACAUGUUAGAUUAAUCAAUGUUUUAUUUUUGUUUUUUUAAAGUUAUGCACCAUGAUUUAGUACAGUGGUUGCACAUUGUGUAUGGUAUUGAAUGCUAUUCAAAAACAGAUUUAUGCUGUUUACACUCGAAAUGUCAUAUCAUGUGGUCAGACUUCAUAAAGCUAUUCAAACAUUCAUAAAGCUAUUCAAAACAAGGUUGACACUAAAAAAACCUUUUGAUUGGACAACUUCCCUAAACAAUCAACAGUACUGGAUAAGUCCCAAGCAACAGUGUCGUUGUGUAUUAAGUAUGAAUGAUGUUCAGCUGAAUUUGCUACUGUCUUGUUAUGGGCUUUUUAGGGACUUGUUUUUGUGGUUUCUUGUAAGAAAAAAGUUAAAUUUUUCAAGGCUUGGUUAUGUUCGGAGCAAGAACUACUAUUAAUGUAAAUAAUUAUUGGUUUUACUUGACAUGAAGCUCACUCCAGGAGGAAAAAAGUUGGACAGAGCAUUAAAAGGUAUAUUGCAAAAGUCUUUGUGUCACCAAUAUAUCUCGGGCAAGAUAAAAUGAGUGAUAACUAAAUUUGUUUGAGUUUUUUUUUUUUUUUUUUAAAUAGGACCUUCAUUUUAAUGUCCUUUUCUCGUGACCUUUUCUGACAGCUCAUUAAAAAGCACGGCGCAGAGUGGUUGUCAAAUGAAGUUUUCAGAAUCAGAUAAUAAAUGAAAAAUAAAUUGUUUGUCAAUUCA